GAUAGGUCCCUGGUCUGGUCUGGUCCGUACUGUACUGUUUCUUCUACCGUGGCGGACAGCGGACACAGAUAUCGCCGUCUGCUAUGGAUUAGACUUAAAUUAAAAAAAAAAAAAAAAAAAAAAAGAACGGGUUACCUUUGAAAUUUAGCUUUUGCCGCGAGGUAUCAACUAAGAAAAAUAAAUUAAAAAAAAAAAAAAAAGGACUUUGCUUAUCUGGAACUUGAAAAUCGAAGUGGAGAGAAAUGGCAAGUCCUCCGGCGACGGGAGGACACCUGUUAUCUAACGGGACGAAUGGUGUAAAGAAGUACGGGUACCUGCGGAAGCAGAAACACGGCCACAGGCGCUUCUUCGUGCUCCGAGAGCCGACCGAGCGCUGCCCGGCCCGGCUGGAGUAUUAUGAAAGCGAGAAGAAAUGGAGAAACAAGUCCGCCGCGAAACGGGUGAUAACUUUGGACUCCUGUCUGUGCGUAAACAAACGGGCCGACGCCAAACACAAGCACCUCGUCGCCCUCUACACCAAGGACGAGUACUUCGCUGUGGCUGCAGACAACGAGCAGGAGCAGGAGAGCUGGUACAGGGUUCUGACUGAUUUAAUAGCCGAGGGGAAAGUGUACGACAGCCCCGCGUCCACCUCCUCUUUAGUGGGCUUUGAGGAAGUCAGCUACGGACUCAUUACUCCCGCAACAGCUGCCUAUAAAGAGGUAUGGCAGGUCAACUUGAAAUCCAAAGGUUUGGGUCAGAUCAAGAACCUCACUGGAGUGUACAGGCUGUGUUUGUCCAGCCGGACCAUCAGCUUUGUCAAACUGAACUCUGAAACAGCUGCUGUCAGUUUACAGCUCAUGAACAUCCGGAGAUGUGGCCACUCGGACAGCUUCUUCUUCAUAGAGGUGGGCCGGUCAGCAGUCACCGGGCCUGGGGAGUUCUGGAUGCAGGCGGAGGACUCAGUGGUGGCACAGAACAUCCAUGAGACCAUCCUGGAGGCCAUGAAGGCCAUGAAGGAGCUGUCUGAGUUCAGGCCGCGGAGCAAAAGCCAGUCUGCCAGCACCAACCCCAUCUCUGUGCCCACACGACGCAACCUCAACAACCUCCCCCCCAGUCAGACGGGCUUGGUGAGGAGAUCCAGGACAGAUAGUAUGGCAGCCACGUCCCCAGGGAGAAAGUUCACAUCCUGUCGGAUCAGAACGGCCAGCGAAGGAGAUGGAAGCGUGACCCGACCUGUUUCCAUGUCCAUAUCUGUCAAUGGGAGUCCCACCAGUCCAAACUCUGGCAAUCACCUCAGCAGGUCUCACACCCUCAGCAGUGGGCGCACCUGCAGAAUGCUAGAGUCAUCCUCCAACCUGCAUCACAGCCGGUCCAUGCCAGUGUCCAACUCCCCUCCCGCUGCCUCCAGCCCCAUCAGCAUGUCUCCAAGAGGGGGGGCUGGUAUCUCCACUCCUGACAAAGCCAGGCGGCCAUUCAGCUGCAGCGCCUCCAUCUCUGGCUCCCUCAGUGACACUGGCUUCAUGCUGUGUGAUGAUUACAGCUCCAGCCCAGGUGACCCCAAGUUCCUCCCCCUGACUCGCAGCGACACCCCUGACUCCCUGUCCAGCACACCUCCAUCCCGCGACAUCAGCGACCCUUGUGGCUACAUGAUAAUGGAGGGGGCGAAUUGCAGCAGGUCUGGCGCUGGUGGUGAGGGUCUGGCGUUUGACAAGGCGUACAGGAAGCGGACACACUCCCUCACCACACCACGUCAACAGAGGGUGGUGGCGCCGCUGUCCUCAGCCUCCCUUGAUGAGUACACACUCAUGAGGAUGGCCCACGGACAGAACUCUCACUCCGCCUCGCCCAAAGUGUGCUACCCUGAGGAUUAUGGAGACAUUGAAAUCGGUUCAUCCAGGAGCUCCAGUAGUAACCUUGGCGAUGAUGGCUACAUGCCGAUGACACCAGGUGUAGCACCACAUUCUGGAAAGGUAGACAACUACGUUCCCAUGAGCCCCAUGUGCGUCUCAGCACCGAAGCAGAUUGUGAACCCCAGGGUGCAUCCUCAGGCUGCUGCCAGCAGUGGCUACAAAACCAACUCCCCCUGCAGCAGCUCACUGGAGGACAACGGCUACAUGAGAAUGUGGUGCGGCUCCAAAUCCUCCAUGGAGAGCCCAGACAGGCAUGGUGAAUAUAUGAACAUGUCACCUGGAAACCCACCUCCACUCCAGACCCCCCCUGACUACUACUUAGGCCUGCUAGCUGGUGAACCUACAGCAGUGAGGUCAGCUUAUCAGGCCGGCUCCCUCACGCUACCUGCUAAACUCCAGGCCUCCAAGAAUGAGGAUAACAGCCAGUAUGUGUUGAUGAGCCCUCAGAGUUUGAGGCAAAGGGUGGGGGAGUCUGACUACUAUUCAGUGAUGCAGCCCAGCGUGUCUCAGACGUCACCACUGAGCCCUUCAGUACCCUCUCCUGUCAGACACGGGCGGGCAGAGAGCCUGCCCUACAGAGGAAGGCUGGGCAGACCUAACAGGCUAUCCCUGGACACCCUGAGGACCCUGCCAAGCAUGAACGAACACCCCCUGCCUGGAGAGCCCCGGAGCCCUGGGGAGUACAUUAACAUUGACUUCAGCGGCACCAGGUUCUCCCCGCCCUCCAUGGUAUCCACAGAGAGCCAGUCUUCAUCUCUGGGAUCCAGUGGUGGGGGCCCGGGGAGGUCCUCCCUGACAGACUACAUAAACCUGGAACUGGGUUCACACUCACCCAAGGAGGCUGACACUCCUGCUGGGCGCCUGGACACACUCCCAGUGUUGUCCAUGUGCCCCUGCUCAGAGGAGGAUGGAGUGUACCAUCUGGGUAAUGAGAAAGGGUCUCAGGGCCUCGGCAAUGAGGUGAAAAAUGACUACACUGAGAUGACAUUUGGGAUGACCAGCUCGCCUCCACAGCUUGUUCCUCAGAGCACAGCGAGCAGCCAGAGCAGCAGGGAGAGGAGGCUCUCUCUGGAGGACCAGGGAGUCCCAGAAAGCAUAGGGGUCUUCCUGCUCGGGUCCACCUCUUCCUCCACAGUGGACCCCGACUGCUCCGCCAAGGUGAUCCGGGCCAAUCCGCAGGGACGACGGCGCCACAGCUCCGAGACCUUCUCCUCCACCGCCACUGUGACUCCGGUCUUCCCCUCCUUCCCCCGCGGCGACACCGUGAAGAGGCACAGCUCGGUGGAGAACAUCUCGUCCCGGAGCAGCGAGGGCUCCGACGAGGAGUACGGCAGCCCAGUAAACCGGCAGAGCUCAGCCGGCUACCCGAACGGACUGAACUACAUCGCCUUGAACCUCCUGGACAACAGGGACAUGGAGAAAUGCGAAGACCUGGUUGGCUUCAAACCCACCAGCAGCUGCAAAGGGGGUAUCAAUGGAUUACACAGCACACCAUAUGUCUGCUUGGGAUUCAAGGAGGCUGCAACCACUGCCAAAGACUGAGCGACUCCUCCGUCCUCUGACUUGGCGUCUUCACCAACCUGCUGCUCGGGGGGGGUCAACCUUGCCCUUACAUUGGUAUCUGUGUCCCCAAAAGACUGUGUCUGGAUUCUCAGCAACAUAUACACACAGAAAUACAUACACACACAUAGGAAACAAGCAUGUCAGCAUCUAUGCAUGUCAUGAAUUUGCUAAAGGCAGGACAGGUGUGUGUGUGUGUGUGGGUGUGU
Xiphias gladius (swordfish) is the source of this 3661-nucleotide messenger RNA. RefSeq names its product insulin receptor substrate 2-like. The record is from RefSeq and is a predicted model, not a curated record. Gene Ontology annotation, molecular function: insulin receptor binding; phosphatidylinositol 3-kinase binding. The coding region runs from base 243 to 3434 and encodes 1063 amino acids. NCBI's taxonomy places the organism in Eukaryota, Metazoa, Chordata, Actinopteri, Istiophoriformes, Xiphiidae. Gene Ontology annotation, cellular component: cytosol; plasma membrane. Gene Ontology annotation, biological process: insulin receptor signaling pathway. The transcript is spliced from 3 exons.